AUGUAUGCCGUGAUAGCUGUGGUCGCCGUUUUGGCGGCCCUGAUCAUCAGGUUUCGAAAACUUGGCAUGAGGCCCAAGGAUUACCCUCCAGGGCCAUCGACGAUCCCCGUCUUUGGGAACCUCUUCCAAAUGCCGAGGAAGAAGCUGCAUGAAGGCCUGGCAAAAAUGUCGGAGCAAUAUGGCCCUAUCAUGGGAUUGAAGCUGGGCGCCAUGGACAUGAUUGUUAUCAACUCGUACACGACGGUCAAAGAUCUCUACGACAAACGGAGCAGCAUCUAUUCGAACCGCGUGGACAAUUACUUGCGCAACUUUGGGUACAACCUGAUGAUCUCGAAUCGAGACAACGAUGAUGUGUGGCGUCGUCAGCGAAAGAUGUACCACACAGCUCUAACGAGCACGGCAGCGACUCGAUACUUGCCCUAUCAGCGAUUCGAGUCAAUCCAGUUGCUCUGGGACUUAUUGAACGCUCCGUACGACUCUUUUGAUGCGCUCAAACGCUACACCACCAGCACUGGAUCCACCAUCACCUACGGCUGGCGAGUCAAUCGGGCCGACAAUCACUAUGUGACACGCCUUUUCGAAUGGAUCGAGUCCUACACUCUCGUGGGCAUUGCGACUCAAGUUACCGAGUUCUUCCCUAUGCUUCGGCCGAUCGUGAAAUACACGCCCAACUCGUUGAACAAGCUGAACAAAGAACUUUCCCGACUCACCAUCAUGGAACGAGAUCUUUGGCUCGACCUCCUACGUGAAGCCAAGUCCAAGGUUGAGCGAGGAAAGCUGAACCCGUGCUUCGCGGGCGACAUGCUCACCAACCAGGACAAGGACGGGCUUAACGAGAUGGAGAUGGCGUUCAACGCAGGCCAUGCGUGGGCGGGAGCCUCGGACACGACGUUCAACACGCUGCACGGCUUCGUCAAAGCCAUGAUCUUGUAUCCGGAGGUACAGCAACAGGCUCAUCAGGAGCUGGACCGGGUGGUCGGUGCUGACAGGAUGCCGGAAUGGGAGGACCGAAAUCAACUACCACACAGGACGCUGACUACCGACUUCCACCGCGGUCUAGGGUGUCCAACUGCCGUCCUGGGAAUUCCACACGCGGCAGCCAAGGACGACGAGUACAUGGGGUAUAAGAUCCCCAAAGGAGCAUCCGUGGUUCAAAACAUAUGGGGCAUCAACAAUGACCCCGUCCGCUACCCGAACCCACGCAAGUUCGAUCCACUGCGAUACAUUGACGACGGGAUGCUCUCACAAGAGUCGGCCGCCCAGGCGGACCCUGCGCUGCGCGACCAUUUCACAUUCGGCUCUGGUCGCCGCAUCUGUCCCGGCAUGCAGGUUGCCGACCGCAGUCUAUUCAUGGUGAUUGCGCGCAUGCUGUGGGCUUUCGACAUUGAAAGGGUGGGCGACGAGGUCAUUGAAAACGACGCCAUGACCACCGGUCUGGUUGCGGGGCCGAUGCCGUACAAGUCCAAGUGCGUCCCGCGAGACGAGAAACGGGCCAAGCUGAUCACGGACUCGUGGAAGGAGGCUGAGGGCUGGCUCGACGAGGAGAGAAACUACAGUCAGGCGUGGUACGAGAAGGAGUUCUGGAAGAAGUGA
This is a messenger RNA of Fonsecaea nubica, 1593 nucleotides long. RefSeq lists its product as hypothetical. Gene Ontology annotation, molecular function: monooxygenase activity; iron ion binding; oxidoreductase activity, acting on paired donors, with incorporation or reduction of molecular oxygen. Lineage: Eukaryota; Fungi; Ascomycota; Eurotiomycetes; Chaetothyriales; Herpotrichiellaceae. Bases 1 to 1593 code for a protein of 530 amino acids. The transcript has 7 exons. The record is from RefSeq and is a predicted model, not a curated record.